AUGACAACACAUUAUACAUCAGAAAUUCCAUACUCUCAAAUGGAUCGUCGUCCUGAUAAGCGUCCUAAAAUAGAGGUUACCAAUGUGUCAAACUUUGAUCACUCAAGGUUAUUACCUCAAAAUCAUGGUGAUAUAUAUUUAAAGGAUGAAAGUCCGCAAAGAGGAACUCCCCGGCCCAGUCGACCGGAAGAUGACAAAGACGGAAAUUACGUAUUUCAGCUCGGAGAGAACUUAGCUUCUCGUUAUAAGAUUCAGAGGAAAAUAGGACGAGGCACAUAUGGCCUGGUUGUGGAAUGCUGGGAUAACGAAGCCAAGGCAAUGGUAGCUAUAAAAAUCGUCAAGAACAUUAAGAACUGUCGGGAAUCCGCCGCGACAGAAAUCGAUAUCCUCCAGUUGCUCGGAAGAUACGAGGAUCGUAACAACGGGAGGUGCAACUAUUGUGUACGAUUACGGAACUGGUUCGAAUAUCGCAACCACUUCUGUCUAGUACUGGAGAAGCUCGGGCCGAGUUUAUUCGAUUUGUUAAGAAAAAACAGCUACGGGGGAUCGCUUCCCGUGGACCUAAUCCGAGACGUCGGAAAACAGCUGUUGGAAUGCGUAGCGUAUAUGCACGAGAUGCGUCUCGUUCACACGGAUCUAAAGCCAGAAAACAUUCUGUUCGCGUCUAUGUGGGUACAGAGAGGCGGCGCACUUUUGCGAGGGUUGCGAGAAUCGACCGCGGUCGUCAAGGUCAUCGACUUUGGCAGCGCGGCGCGUGUGGUCCAAGGAGAUUACAACAGAAACUACGUCGUCACGACCCGGCAUUAUCGGGCGCCGGAGGUGAUUCUCCGAUUAGGGUGGAGUUAUCCUUGUGACAUUUGGAGCGUUGGGUGUAUAUUAUUGGAGAUGUGUUUCGGGAAAGUUGUGUUUCAAACCCACGACGAUUUGGAACACCUGGCAAUGAUGGAGAGAGUGUUGGGUCAUCCGGUGCCGGUUUACAUGUUGUCGAAAACCGGGGACCACCACCGGAACGCCGGAAAGUUUGUGAGAAGAGGUGGUAGAUUGAACUGGCCGCCGGCCGAAGGAGGUGCUACGAGGGAAAGUAGCAUUGAGGCGGUGAUGAAGUUGACGAGGAUUCCGAAUUUGGUAAUGAAGAAUGCGGAUCAUUCUGCUGGGGAUCUCAUUCGCCUUUUGGAAGGGCUUCUCAAGUUUGAUCCUUCUCAAAGGUUGACGGCUCCUGAAGCUUUGAGGCAUCCUUUUUUUGCUAGAGACCAAUACCGGAGAAAUCUACUUCUUCCUCAUGGCCAAUUUUGA
Molecule: messenger RNA, 1293 nt
Organism: Oldenlandia corymbosa var. corymbosa
Lineage: Eukaryota; Viridiplantae; Streptophyta; Magnoliopsida; Gentianales; Rubiaceae
Source: the annotation of a GenBank genome assembly